This is a messenger RNA of Amaranthus tricolor (Joseph's coat), 730 nucleotides long. Its product is annotated as sec-independent protein translocase protein TATA, chloroplastic-like. Gene Ontology annotation, biological process: protein transport by the Tat complex. NCBI's taxonomy places the organism in Eukaryota, Viridiplantae, Streptophyta, Magnoliopsida, Caryophyllales, Amaranthaceae. Bases 106 to 564 code for a protein of 152 amino acids. The transcript has 2 exons. The record is from RefSeq and is a predicted model, not a curated record. Gene Ontology annotation, cellular component: membrane.
CAUAUAUCUUGAUAUUUAUGAGAUAGCAAGUCAAACACUUCUAUUGAACUUCAUCACUUAUCCAUCAUCAUCUUUCCCCGAAACCCACUAAAAACCUUUGCAAAAAUGGAGAUUUUAACACUUUAUCCUACUCUGAAUCUUCCCAAUUUCCAGAAAUCCACCUGCCUUUCUUCUUCUAAAUCUUCUUUGUUUUUCAAUCAAAGCAGUACCAAUGCUUUCUUCAGAUCCGUUGAUACAACGGGUUUGGUUUUAAAGUUCAAAACCCGACCCAUUUACCAAACCAGAAGAGGGUACUGUUGCAACUCUUUGUUUGGACUUGGUGUGCCGGAACUUGCUGUUAUUGCCGGAGUUGCUGUUCUUGUUUUUGGACCCAAAAAGCUCCCUGAAGUUGGUCGUAGUUUCGGUAAAACUAUUAAGAGCUUUCAACAGGCGGCAAAGGAGUUUGAACAAGAACUUAAGAAACCAGAUGACUCCGAGUCAUCCGACACUGUGAUUGAAGCAACAUCAGCAACCGAAAGCUCAGAAGAAAAAGAAAAUGUAGUUUCUUCAUCGAAAGAGAGUUAGCGAGUCGAUGUACUCUUAAAUUUCUUAGUAGUCGGAUCACACAUUUUUGUUGCAGUUUCUGUAUUGAUUAGCAAUUUGGUUGUUGUGUAUAAUCAAAUACUUGUGCGACUUCCCGCUGUAUCAAGAACGUAAGCAAUAGACUUAAUAUGAAAUUUACUUCGAGAAA